Molecule: messenger RNA, 3533 nt
Organism: Epinephelus fuscoguttatus (brown-marbled grouper)
Lineage: Eukaryota; Metazoa; Chordata; Actinopteri; Perciformes; Serranidae
Gene: lg13h2orf69
Product: linkage group 13 C2orf69 homolog
Exons: 3
Coding region: 308-1324 (338 amino acids)
Cellular component (GO): mitochondrion
Source: RefSeq, a predicted model, not a curated record
GGUAGGUGAGCUUUGACAAACAGCGCCUCUUCGUGGACAAAAACACCCAUAACUGUCAAAAUUAAAUACAUGUGUGAGUUUAUCGUUUAACUGCUACAAUGUGAGACAGGCGACGAAUAUAGCAGAGGGCGCAACUGUAAGUAUUUGGGCUCUAGCCACACAUAGACUGUUUGUUUUGACGUUAGCUUAAGAUAAAGAUGCUAACAGAGACAGCUAUCGUUAGUUAGCUAGCUGACAGCAGCAGCAGGAACAUGGACUAAGUGCGUAGAGAAGGAAAACGCCAAAUCAUUUUCUUAUUUUAGAGUCAAUGCUAGCCGCUCGAGCAGUUGCGGUGGGCAUCACUUUGAUAUCUGUGGCCAGAACGAUGACCUCUGUGGCAGCAAAGACAUCCUCUGAAUCCCGGGGGCUGCACGCAUCGGCCAGCCGGGAUGCACACUCAGGCUGCCCGCGACACAGGCUCCAGAAGCUGCUCGCGGUGCCAGGAUACGACCUGAACCGAGUUAACGACCUGCUGCUCCUCCGGCCUGAUACAGACGGUAACACUGCUACAGAACCAAAGGAGAAGAGCAGCAACAGGCAUGUUGUGUUCUUUCACGGAGAUAUUCAGAAUUUCCAGGAGGAGAUGGCUCUGCAGCCUGAAGGAGCGCAGUGGCUGUCCUGGAGUCUGGAGCAGGUCGCCCUCAUCCUGGGCCGACGUUUCCCUGACCGACAUGUGUGGGUGGUCAGAGCCUCCCACAUGUAUCUCCACAAGUUCAGCUGCUACCAUAACUUUGUGGAGAGCAACAUGUUCGGGGCACCAGAGCACUCACCAUAUUCACCUGACUUUGGAGCAUUCAGCCACCUCAGGGCCCUGCUGAGCCACGGCAUGGAGCGAGCCAACCUACCAAACCCCCUUCAGCCACAAGGAGGCGCUGACAGCAUCCCCUCAGGGUUUUCACUGACUGUGGUGGGCUUCAGCAAAGGCUGCGUGGUGCUGAACCAGAUGGUAUAUGAGCUGGCCGGGGCCCGCGCAGACCCUCAGCUGUCGCACUUUGUGAAAUGCAUCUCGGACAUGUACUGGCUGGACGGCGGGCAUCCGGGAGGCAGCGAGACCUGGGUGACAAACAAGCAGGUGUUGAAGGAACUUGCUGCCAGUGGAGUGUCAAUUCACGCUCACGUGACCCCUUACGAGGUGUGUGACCCAAUGCGGGCCUGGGUGGGCCGUGAGCACGGAUACUUCAUUAAGACCUUGGAGGAGUUUGGGGCCAUUCCAAGUAAGAAGCUGCACUUUGAAGACGAACCCCCCUCCAUCGACAACCACUUCAGGGUCAUCCAGGAUUUUUGAGUAUGGUGUGAAUUGGUUGUGAGCACUUACGUACAGAUUGUCUUAUUCGCUGGUCUUACCUCAUUUUUUUUUUUUCUGAUUUAAGGGCUCAGAGUUUAGAGCAUAUGACAGAUGCUGGUGUGUUGUCCUUUCUACUACUAAAUGCACUUGACCUGAAUUUGAAUGAUCCAGGGGCCUUUCUCCUGCUCCCAGUGGUAGAGUGGUUUGAUAUUAAGACAGACACCAGACUGAACCGGUGUACUGAAUUUAACACUAGGUGUCACAUGUGACUCAGCAUCCAUUUCCAAGUGAAACUUAAUGACACCGUGUCCCAAAAGCCAGCGAGCGUCCAAUCAUAGUCACAUCACAUAACACUGGAGCUCUCAUUGAAUCCAUAAAAUAUCAACUUUUGUUACAUCAUGUAAACAAACAACAUCCCUGUCAGCUGUGCACACAGAUCAGACCAGAGAUGUAACCACUGGGUAAGUAGCCAGCUUGCUAUGUUCCUAGGUUUGUACUUUGGAAAAUAGAAAACACAUUUUAUAUUGUGAUAUUUACUGUAAAUCACAUAAAAUAUAGCCAGCAGCAAGUAGGUUGUUAUUAGAGUUGGUCAUUUACUAGAAACUGUCAGCUCCCCAGCGAUCUCCUUCCAGCCAGCUGACAGCUUAUUAAGGUUUUCGUAGGGACAUGAGGGGAUAUUGUGUAGACAACUCCUCAUUUCAACUUCAUGACUCAGUUGUUCUUCGUCCAUUAUGGCGCUUUUAAAGCAAGAGACAGGAGUAAAUAGAAACAGGGCAUCUGACAAAAGUUAAGCUCUAAACAGUGCACCGCUUCACUUGUGGCCAGUUUCAAAUCCAAAAUGUUGUCAUAUUGGUGCAGUUUUCGAUUUCUUGAGUGACUAACUCUGCCAGGGCUCAUCUGGUCACCCAAAAACACACAUGAAUUUUCAACUGAUCAAACACAAUGUGCACCGCUUGUCCCUCCUCCGACCUCUAUUAAAAUUUGAUCUCCUUGGUGUUGCCGGCCUCAGCUUGGCAGUAAAUUGUGCACAGCCUGUUAGACACUCGUUGCUCCUUUAUUGCACUUGUAAACAUAUAUAUUAAUCACAUUGUCACAUUGCUUAUUACUAAUGUAACACAAGUUGGAUUCAGUGCUGUGAUGCCCUCAGCACAGGUUGCAGAUGUAGGCUACUUUUUGAAUUUGUGGGACUUGUCAUGAUGACAAACACAUCAAUCAAUCAAUCAAUCAAUCAGUCAAUUUAUUUGCCGGCUCACCUGGUUUGCAUCAAAUCAAACCAGUUUACACUCAUAAGCCCGACCGGACCGGCAAAACUAGAAACCCAACUCUACCCAGUGGCCCUGAGUAGGGAUAUGCAGGUAAGAAAAUGGUCUUCCUUCUUUAUUCUUCAGGCUAAAUGUAACUUUGUACAUUUGAUUGUGGCUAAAGCUUUAAGCUGCUGCAGAGCUGUGGAUUUAGAAACAGGGAUGAUUCAUGUUGUUUCAGUUCGAUUUUGCUUACGCAGGAAUUUCUCUAAUUUAAGGUGUAUAAGAUUAAGUGUUAUAUUUCUUUUAAUUUCUGCUGUGAUUUUUAAUUAAUGUAUGUUUGGCUGAAGCAGAACAGCUUAUUACAUUGUGUUUAUACCUGCACUUGUGUUGAGCUAAUUUUAGACCUGUGAAUGUCUGAGUGUGUGAACUUGAUCUUAGUGUCAGGUUCAGACGUCAUCAGUUGGUUAUUCUUGAUUGUACUCAAAUGUUUGGCCAAAGAAUGAAGCCAAGUAUUUGGUCUGUUGACAUUCCUUUAGUUUUAUCCCAAUAGUGGCCUGUUCGUUAAUAAAACGUCACGUAGCUGCACUUUUGGUAAAAAAAACUGAGCAGCUGAUAACAAAGUCUCACCUUGGGGUCCAUUUUGUAGCUGUUGUGGACCUUUCAGUCAUAUUACAUGAUCUUUUUCAGCAAAUGGAGCUGAUUGCUUUCAACUCCAUCUGCUGUUGAAGACCAUGUGGACCUUAAGGGGAGAUUUUGUCAACUGUUGUUCUUAAGUUCAAGAAUGAACUUCAUAUUAUCGACAGCAUUCUUCGACACUUAAUCACUUAUAAAUAUUAACAAAGCAUGUUUACUUGCUGUCUCUUCGAUUGGACAUUUCCCUACUACACAUCUUAGUUUUGUUUCGAAUAUAUACCAGAUUACCUUUCAAUUAAUUUAAUUACCUUUAAAAAAAAAAAAAAAAAGAA